Prorocentrum cordatum is the source of this 1077-nucleotide messenger RNA. Lineage: Eukaryota; Dinophyceae; Prorocentrales; Prorocentraceae. The record is from the annotation of a GenBank genome assembly.
AUGGCUGGCACCGCCCAAGCAUACCCGCACGAUGUGCGCGGGUCGGUCCCGCGGGGGCGACGCGCACGCUCGGAGAAAUCCCACGGACAACUCUCGGUGGCGUGCGCUCUCUGGCGGCACCGCUCGGGAGCAACGUGUGUUCCGAGUCCUGCGCGCUCUGCACCUGUUCGGGUCGGACGUGUGCCUCCGAGAGAACGGUGUAUCGUGCCGGUGACUGCGUCGUACGUCCUUCUGCGCCCAGUGGCACUCCGCCCUCCUCGGCAGACGUGCCGGCCCCAGGUCGCUCGGGCCCCAGGCCGAGGCCGGGCCCGGGCCCUGCCACCUCUCUGGAGCUCCCCCUCGGACCGUCCCCGCAGUGGCCGCGGCAUGGGGAAGGCCGCGGCGGAGAGGGCCUCCCCGGCCCCCGCUCGGAAGGCUGGGCCUGCCUCUCCGUCCUCUUCAGCCGCGCCUCCCCGAUGGAUUCUGAUCAGCGGGCAGCCGGGCUGCGGGAAGACCUACAUGAUCGAGCGCGAGGUCCAGAGGCUGGCGUCCCUGGGCGUUCGCUGCCAGGGCUUCUACACGGCCGAAACCCUGCAGACGAAGGGCAGCGCCAGAGACGGUUUCGACAUCGUGUGCCACCCUUCUGGAGUCCGGCGUGCCCUGGCGAGAAAGGCCACCGCCUCUGGGGUCGACUCGAGCGCUUGGCGCGCGCGGACGGGGCCCUACAAGGUCGACGUGAGCGCAAUCGACGAGACAGUCGUGCCCGUGCUCACAGCAGCGAGACCGCAUCCCGACAUCUACGUCAUCGACGAGAUCGGCCGAAUGGAGAUGCACUCAAAGAAGUUCUGCAAGGCUGUGGAGGCCCUCUUCGGGUCCGGGUCCCUGCUCUUCGGGUCCAUUGCCGCGCCGCGGUACGGGCACGUGGUUCCUUACUGUGAGCGCCUGAAGAGGCGGAAAGGCGUCUGCGUCUUGGGGCUGAAGAAGAGCACCCGGGAGGAGGUAAGAGCUGCAGAGGAGGAUUCGGGAGGCGCUGGGCGAGAAACUCCUCGGGCGACGCCGUGCUUCGAAGCCGGGCGCCGUGCGGAGGAGGCGCAGUGA